Manihot esculenta (cassava) is the source of this 905-nucleotide messenger RNA. RefSeq lists its product as uncharacterized. Lineage: Eukaryota; Viridiplantae; Streptophyta; Magnoliopsida; Malpighiales; Euphorbiaceae. The record is from RefSeq and is a predicted model, not a curated record. The transcript has a single exon. The coding region runs from base 99 to 779 and encodes 226 amino acids.
AAAAAAAGCAUCUUGGUUCUUGAUUCUCGGCAUCUCUCAUCAGAUCCCACCACCCACUUGCUUCAUCCAACGGCUCUCCUUCCAUCUCAACUUCCCUUAUGUACUCAUUUUCUCUCCUCCCCUUUAACGCUCACACAAACUCAACAACCACCUUAACCAUCCACUACCUCCAAACAAACAUGAACGUCUUGCAUUCUCCUCUUGAAGCUUCGGCUUUUGAUUAUAUCAGCUUUGGGAUCUUUACCGAUAAUCUAUGGACGUGGAUCGCUGUUGUUGCGGCGGCUGUCAGCUUCUGGAGAAUCAAAAACGCUGGAUCCUCCCCAUUGUUCUCUGUGAAAUCGGAGACACUUUCUUCAGCUAAUCAUAUUGACAGGCUCCGGGACGUGAAUGAUCCUAAGCCGGUUGUAGAAACAUCGGUAUCUGAGUCGGCUACUCAGCCACUGCCACUGCUAACGGCGUCAUCUGCAAGCUCAGCUCCUUUUGAAUCGAUUUUGGAAGAUGACAGAGUUACCAGAGGGAAGUUUGUAAUGUAUUAUGAAGAUGAAAGAGAAAGUAAUGGCAACGUAGACGACGAGUUAACGGCGAUUGGAGAGUGGAGAUAUGGAAGUGGAAGUGAUGGUGGUUAUGGUGUUGGGUGUGAAGAGUGGUGGGAGAGAGUGUUAAGGAAGAGCAAGGGGGACUUGGGAUGGUACAGGUUUCAGGAUUUGACGGCGAUUAACGGCAACGUCGUUAGGUUAUGGGAUGUAAAGAAUAAGUACUCAUACGGCGGCGUAUGGUAAUAGUAGGUUGUAGCAGAAUUAGAGGCUUCAUUUAAAAUGUAAAUAUAUUAAUAGUUGGAUUGUGAAACAAAAUUAAUUGCUUAAUUUUUGCAAUAUAUAUAUAUAAUUUUAAAUAUUUAUAUUUAA